AUGAUGCCCAUCCCCCGCGCCCUCCGCCCGGCCUCGCGGCGCAUCCUGAGCGCCCGCCCCGUCGCAGCCAUCGCCGUGCCGGCACGGUGGCAGUCCAGCAACAGCGGCCCCUUCGACCCCGUCCCGGGCCGCGAGAUGGCCGUCGGCGAGCUCGAGGGCGCCAAGUUCAGGAUCGAGCCCCUGCGGCGGACCGGCGAGGACCCAGAGACCAUGCGCGCCAGGCUAACCUACCAGUCCCGCAAGCGCGGCACCCUCGAGUCCGACCUCCUCCUGAGCACCUUCGCCGCCGCCUACCUGCCGCGCAUGACCCCCGAGCAGAUGCAGCAGUACGACCGCUUCCUGGACGAGAACGACUGGGACAUCUACUACUGGGCCACCCAGGCCGAGGACACCACCACAACACCACCCACCACCAACACCCCGGCCGCCGGCCUGCAGAACUCGGAGCCCUACCUGAGCGACCAGGGCGGCGCCGCCGCCACCACCAGCAGCCAGAAGCACAAGAAGCUGGAGCCGGCCAGCCCGGCCAAGGGCGAGUGGGCGCAGACCAUCGGGACCUUCAAGCCCGCGUUCCGGCCCGUGCCGCAGCGGUGGAAGGGCACCGAGAUCCUCGGCCUGCUGAGGCGGCACGUCAAGGAGAGGAGCGCGGCUGGUGUGCUGGGCAACAGCGACAGGGAUAAGGCCGAGGGCAUGGCCUUCAUGCCUGCGCUGGGUGAGAGGAAGUGA
Messenger RNA from Diaporthe batatas, 726 nucleotides. Its product is annotated as succinate dehydrogenase assembly factor SDH5. The transcript is spliced from 2 exons. Bases 1 to 726 code for a protein of 241 amino acids. The record is from RefSeq and is a predicted model, not a curated record. NCBI's taxonomy places the organism in Eukaryota, Fungi, Ascomycota, Sordariomycetes, Diaporthales, Diaporthaceae. Gene Ontology annotation, biological process: tricarboxylic acid cycle; protein-FAD linkage; mitochondrial respiratory chain complex II assembly. Gene Ontology annotation, cellular component: mitochondrion.